Molecule: messenger RNA, 1515 nt
Organism: Cryptotermes secundus
Lineage: Eukaryota; Metazoa; Arthropoda; Insecta; Blattodea; Kalotermitidae
Exons: 4
Coding region: 19-1059 (346 amino acids)
Source: RefSeq, a predicted model, not a curated record
CCUGCCUGGCCCUAGUGCAUGAACGCCCAACCGACAUCUUGGAGCUCUGAGGGAGAUUCACCUGCCUCUGUUAUCAGCAAGGCAAUCAACAUGGCAAGUGGAGUGGACCUUCUGAUGUAUUUUAACACAUCAUGCGUGGAGUGCUCAGACAUGGGGCCACCUCCAGAUACAAUCCUCGGCAUCCCACCACCUCCACUGCCAACCUUUCUGCAACGAGCCCCUGCCUUCAAUGACACAGCAACUUGCAGUGUUCUCUGUGACUGGACAGCAGGCCCUGGUGUGGAGUAUGUUGAGCUGCCAAGACAAGGACCAGCAAUGGAUGACACCUGGUUGCUGGUGUUGAUUGCUUCCUCUGUUGGAGUGUUGCUUCUGGGAGCCCUUCUUGCACUCUUCCUGCUUAAGUGCAGAGUUGAGCGCAGUGGAAAAGGCUCUCUGCAGCUGGAUGGUUCGACUCUGAGCAAGGCUAAAGGCGUUAAGGGAUGUGAGGCAGUACUGUAUCCAUGCCCAUCAUCUGGUGGAGCUGUCACCCCAGACAGCCGUGUGUUGUGGGCAGCACUCACACCUCGUGGGACCACCCAUCACUUCACAGCAGAGCCACCAAUAUAUCACCAACCAUACCAGCACCAACAUAGUGUCCCCCAGUAUGGUUCCACUUUGCAGCACCAAGCCCGCAGCUUGCCCCCCAUCCCCACAUCUCCUCAACACCCUCCAUCACAAAUAUCACCAUACCAGAUCACACAUAUCACACAACAGUUGCCAGAUACUCUCCCCGUAAGCUUUGACAACUCUGGCUUCAUUGAUUCAGAUGAUCCAACGCCAGUUGUAGAGAGCUACCAGCUGAGUGAAUUAGUUGAAACAGGCAGCACUUGCAGCACGAGAAGGACUCCAUCCAGUAGCCCUCAUGCCUCACCUCGACCUAGAGUCUCUUCUCCAACCCGUAUAGAGCACCCCAACCUGCCUCCCCUCAACCUACACCCAAGUCAUCGUGGACUGCGCAGGACAACCCUCUCGAGGAGAGAAUCAGAUGCAUCUUCAGUUUCUUCAGCUGUUGUACUGUAGACUUACCAUAACAUAUUAUAUUAAAAAGAAAUAUCAAGGUAAGGCAGAAAUAGUUUCAGUUCUAUCUUACUGAAGUGUGAGUACCAAGUCAGUUUUCCAAACCUUGGUAGUUAUUUUGAUUAUAAUGCUGUGCCCAGAAUCUUCUGAGUGUAAGAUGCUCCAUGACAGUUGGACACAGGUCCAGAAGCAUUGCAACUUUGUAACAGAGGAGGGCUAACUGGAAGGUAAAGAGAGGUAAGGCUCUGAGUUGAGAAGGCCAGUAAUUUACUACCUGUCAAGCAUGUCGACUCUGAAGAAGAGUGCAGCAAUUUCCUGCAAAACACAGGCAGUUUUUACCAUUUUCACACAGAAGACCCUGGGCUGAACACUGUAAAAUAUGUACUUUAUUUUUUUAUUGCUAGUGGGGUGGGACUAAGUUCCUUGUACUUCGGCCACUUCUGGCCUAUUGUACCAGCC